Messenger RNA from Heteronotia binoei (common prickly gecko), 1803 nucleotides. RefSeq names its product cystinosin, lysosomal cystine transporter (gene CTNS). Bases 123 to 1229 code for a protein of 368 amino acids. The record is from RefSeq and is a predicted model, not a curated record. The transcript is spliced from 11 exons. NCBI's taxonomy places the organism in Eukaryota, Metazoa, Chordata, Lepidosauria, Squamata, Gekkonidae. Gene Ontology annotation, biological process: L-cystine transport. Gene Ontology annotation, molecular function: L-cystine transmembrane transporter activity. Gene Ontology annotation, cellular component: lysosomal membrane.
GACGGCGCGCAGGCCCCGUCGGGCGGGAAGAGACUUCGGGACGGGCAGAAAGCGAGACGCUCCCGGUGGACCUCCCAGUCUCGACCUCUCGGUCGAACCUCGACUUGAGAACGCUAGCCGUUAUGGUGCAUGGAUCCAGUCUCUUUUCUUCCCUGUGGGGUCUGUUACUCCUGUCACUGGGAGGAUGUGACGGAGACCUCACUCUUUCUGUCCCGGAAGAAGUUUCUUUAGCAAAUGGCAGCGUGACGGCCAUCACCACCAUUUUGAGCGCCCCAGCCAAGGAGACACUGGUGAUAACGUUUAAUGUCACGUAUGCGUCCAAGAACACAACCAUCGUUGAACUGCCUGAUCAAGUAGUACUACCUGCGGGUGCAAAGGAAACGGAGUUCCAGGUGAGAGCCGAAGGCAUCGGGCAGGUGACUGCGUAUCUUCACGCCAACCAAUCCAACUUGAAUGGGCCAAGAAUCCGGUUCCUUGUGAUCCACAGCUACGCUUUGAGGAUUUUAGACCAGGUGAUCGGGUGGAUCUACUUCCUCGCCUGGUCAAUCUCUUUCUAUCCCCAAGUGUUUGAGAACUGGAAACGCAAAAGCGUCGUGGGCCUCAGUUUCGAUUUCAUCGCUCUGAACCUGACGGGCUUCAUCGCCUACACCGUCUUCAACGUUGGGCUCUUCUGGAUCGGCCCCAUUAAGGAGCAGUUCCUGCAGCUGUACCCCAAUGGAGUGAACCCCGUGGACAGCAACGAUGUGUUCUUCAGCCUCCAUGCAGUAGCCGUGACCCUCUUCAUCAUUUUCCAGUGCUGUAUUUACGAGAAAGGGAGCCAGAAAAUCUCUUGGGUCGUCGUCGGGCUGCUGGCCUUUGCCUGGAUUUUUGUCUUCGCCACCCUCUUUGUGGCCUUUCUCCGGGAAAUCACGUGGCUUCAGUUCUUAUUUUACUUCUCUUACAUCAAGUUGGGAGUGACUCUCGUCAAGUACUUCCCGCAGGCCUACAUGAACUUUCACCGGAAGAGCACGGAGGGCUGGAGCAUCGGCAACGUCCUGCUGGACUUCACAGGGGGAGUGUUUAGCCUGCUCCAGAUGUUCCUGCAGUCCUACAACAAUGAUGAAUGGAAGCUGGUCUUCGGGGACCCCACCAAGUUUGGCCUGGGCGUUUUCUCCAUCGUUUUUGACAUUGUCUUCAUCGUCCAGCAUUAUUGCUUGUAUAGACAUCCAGGCUAUGAGUCUAUAGAGUAAAAGCUCUGCCCUGAGGAACACAGUGCCUGUCCCAAGUCCACCCCACCGCACCUCCUGGAGGGAUCCAUGCUGUGGAAUCAGCAGCUCUGGACCUCCUGCACCUGGACUGCGAGAAGCCACCUGUGCCCUAUUUGUUGCUGCCCUUGUGCCUUCGUGUCUUGCGUGAACCUUAACCCAGGAAAGGUCAGCCUUCCUUGGGGUCUUCAGAGGAACGGGCCUCUUCAGCUCAGGGGAAAGAAGACAGGAGACUGGAUGUCAAAACACCGUAUAGUGAUCUUUACCUGCGGCCAAUUAACAAAGCAACUGCCUUCGGAGAAGAUGGCUGGGAACGAGAGGAACGAACAGCCACGCUUCUAAGGAUCAGGGCCACGUACCUGGAGAAACAGAGACAGCUAGGAGGUCCCAUUCCUGAUCAGCAACGGAUGAUUCCUUCUGUUUGGAAGGAGGAAGGGAAUUAGAUUAUCACUGGAGCCUCUCUGUCCUCUAAAAACUUUGUCCUAAAGCUGCCUGCGGCAAUGGGUGUGAAACACCCAGACCUCCGCUGUCGAUGACGAUUAAAAAUUUUGUAGCAGAA